AUGUCGACUGCCGCAAGUUGCUGUACUCGUACCCCCAUCGGGACGGCUCAAAAGGUCCCUGUAGUAAAGAUUGCCAACCUCGAUACCUACGUCGCCGGCAACACAUCCUCCAAAACUGGCAUCGUCGUGAUCUACGACAUCUUUGGCUUCUACCCUCAAACUCUCCAGGGAGCAGACCUGCUUGCCGCACAAACCGGUGCAGUGACAUUUGUUCCGGACGUACUGGAGAAUGAAUAUGCUCUCCAAGCAUGGUUUCCACCUGACAAUGAGGAAAAGAGGAACAACCUUACGACCUUCUUCAAGGAGACUGCUGCACCGCCUGUGGUUUUGCCCAAGGUGAAUGCUUGGAUAGCGGAGGCGAAGKCUAAGUAUCCCAGUGUUGAGAAAUGGGGGAUUUUAGGAUUGUGCUGGGGUGGAAAGAUUGCCAUCCUCAGUUCUACGGAAGGAACCGAAUUUGUCGUCUCCGGCCAAGUUCAUCCCGGAUUGUACGACGGAGCGGACGCAAAAAACGCAGUCAUUCCUCAUGUCGUGCUCGCCUCGAAAGAGGAAUCUACAGACGUAAACGCCGACUACAAAGCAGUCUUCGAUAAGAGCACCCUCGGUUCUUAUAUCGAUGUUUAUCCUACCAUGCACCACGGCUGGAUGGGCGCGCGGUCCAAUCUUGAUGAUCCUGAGAAUAAGAAGGAGUUUGACCGGGGAUACAAGGAGAUUGGUGACUUUUUUGCCAAGUACUUAUUGAAGGUCAACGCAGCGGGUCUAAUUGCCCUUGCUAUUUUGACAGUUGCUAGUCCGUUAGCUGUUCGUGCUGCUCGCCGCAAUGGUGUCUCCCGUUCCCACAAUCGGAUCAUUUCCAAGGACGGUCAGACCAAGCCUAGCUCAGUGAGCUACAACUAUGCUGGCGCUUUCCUUACUUCCUCUGACUUCACUGAAGUCUCUGGCACCUUUAUUGUGCCUACUCCUCACAUCCUGGGCAACGGUGAUGACGGCACCUAA
Talaromyces amestolkiae is the source of this 993-nucleotide messenger RNA. RefSeq lists its product as uncharacterized. The coding region runs from base 1 to 993 and encodes 330 amino acids. The transcript is spliced from 6 exons. Gene Ontology annotation, molecular function: hydrolase activity. The record is from RefSeq and is a predicted model, not a curated record. Lineage: Eukaryota; Fungi; Ascomycota; Eurotiomycetes; Eurotiales; Trichocomaceae.